AUGUCCAAGGAAGUGACUGAAGAAGGAGUUCAAGCCUCUCAGCCGGCGAGAGCCACGAGAGACUACGUGGACCCACCACCGGCACCACUUUUUGACAUAAAAGAGAUUAUUGUCUGGUCCUUCUACAGAGCAGUUAUUGCCGAGUUCAUUGCCACCCUUCUCUUUCUCUACAUAACCGUUUCCACCGUUAUCGGUUACAAGAAGCAAACCGAUCCAUGCGAGACAGUUGGGCUUCUUGGCGUCGCCUGGGCCUUUGGGGGCAUGAUUUUCAUCCUCGUUAAUAACACUGCAGGAAUAUCAGGUGGGCAUAUUAAUCCAGCCGUGACGUUCGGAUUACUCCUGGCACGAAAGGUUUCGUUGAUAAGAGCGAUUUGUUACUUGGUGGCUCAGUGCUUGGGAGCAAUAUGUGGAGUAUGGGUGGUGAAGGCCAUCAUGAAGGAUUUCUACGUUGUUCAUGGAGGAGGUGCUAACACCGUGGCUCCUACCUACUCCAAGGGAACAGCUUUAGGAGCUGAGAUUAUUGGGACUUUUGUGCUUGUCUACACAGUCUUCUCUGCCACCGACCCUAAGCGAAACGCACGCGAUUCCCACAUCCCAGUUUUGGCUCCCUUGUCAAUUGGGUUUGCGGUGUUUUUGGUGCACUUGGCUACCAUCCCCAUCACAGGCACAGGAAUAAACCCAGCUAGGAGUUUUGGGCCGGCUGUAAUCUACAACAGCGGCAAAGUUUGGGGUGAUCAGUGGAUUUUCUGGUUGGGACCUUUUAUGGGAGCGCUUGCUGCGGCGCUAUAUCAUCAGCAUGUUCUGAGAGCCAUGACCAUCAAAGCUUUGGGAUCCUCUACCGCGAACCCCACCAACUAG
Molecule: messenger RNA, 858 nt
Organism: Corylus avellana
Lineage: Eukaryota; Viridiplantae; Streptophyta; Magnoliopsida; Fagales; Betulaceae
Product: aquaporin PIP2-7-like
Biological process (GO): transmembrane transport
Cellular component (GO): membrane
Molecular function (GO): channel activity
Source: RefSeq, a predicted model, not a curated record